Messenger RNA from Microplitis mediator, 1002 nucleotides. Its product is annotated as protein starmaker-like. The coding region runs from base 1 to 1002 and encodes 333 amino acids. The record is from RefSeq and is a predicted model, not a curated record. Lineage: Eukaryota; Metazoa; Arthropoda; Insecta; Hymenoptera; Braconidae. The transcript has 6 exons.
AUGAUGAGGUACGCUGAAGUUGAAACAAUUUCAGAUAAAAUGACAUUUACAACGGACACAAAAUUCAUAAAAGAUUUUAAAAAUUAUAACCAAGCGACUAAAAAUGAAGUUUACCAUGUAUUGAAGUCCGGAAAAUCCGUCAGAUGCAUAAUAUUAAAAACUGGAAAUUCUAUUGAAGACAUCAACAACCCAAAAGUAAGAUCACGACGUCCUAGAAUAAACCCAUCCUCACUUGAGGAAACGUCUCACGACAGCGACGACUCAGUUGAUUUACUUAGGGUUAAACGGACAAGACAAAAAGCACAUCAUCAAAAUAAAGUAGAUAAACAAAACGAUCUAUCUCAAGUAGUGAUAUCUGAAAGCGAAGAUGAAAACAGUAACGAUGGAGAUGACGGUAGAUAUGGUGAAGAUCAAGGUGGUGAUAAUGGAGAUAAAUCAAAAGAUAAUGAAGACGUAGUUUUGGAUGAUGAAAUUUUCGAUGAAGAAAAUAGUAGAAAUGACGAUGAAUUAGACGGAGAAAUAGCAAAUCAUCAGGAUAAAAAUGGAUUUCAGCAAUAUGAAUAUUUGAAUUUGGAAACACUGGACAAUAAUGCAAUAGCACGCAAUCCACAAGGCCGAGAUCAUCAAAAUAGUCUUAUAAAUCGGACAAAGAACGCAGCAGACCAGGUUCAGAAAUCACCUACAAAUACUCAUGUGAGACAAAUUAAUGUAACUAAUUACAGUAAUGAGGAAGUACAGAACAAUGAUAACAAUGAAAGAAUAGAAAAAUUAAUGGAGGAAAAUAGGAAAUCAAAUGAUAAAAUGCAACGACCCGAUGAAAAAAGAUUUUGUGUUGAAAAAGACACUAAUGACAUUGAUUAUAAUGUGAAAGGUGUUGAAAAAGACACUAAUGGCAUUGAUUAUAAUGUGGAAGGUGUUGAAAAAGACACUAGUUCUAUCGAUAACAAUGAAGAAGGUGUUGAAAGAGACACUGAUUGUUUCGAUAGUGAUGAGGAAUGUUAA